GGUUGGAAGUUAACGAGUAGAGCGCAAUACACGUCAGGGCUCUUAUUUUGAUUCGUGGAGGGGGCUCACCUCGAAGAAACGGGUGGCUGAGUCCGAAGGAUUUGCCAGGAAAAGAAGUGAAGGAUUAUAGGUUUGAUAAUAAUAAGAUUAAACAUGAUACAUGCUGAAAAUGGGGAUGUUGUAUAUUUGGAACAGUUAAAAAAUCCAAUGGAGAGCGACGCGACAGAGAAGGCAGUGUCAAAAAAGUGCGAGGGGCAGCUGUCUUCGAUAAAUGCAAACAGCUGUUCGUCCUACAAAGGUGCAAAUCGUUCGAUAGAAAUGGCGCAAGAGGACAAUAAUCUGUGCUGGAAUAACCUUCCCAGCAUCAUUCUACAGGAAAUAUUCUCAUAUUUACCAUACAACUGCCGGUUACGAGCCUCCCAGGUGUGCAAAAAUUGGAGAUGCGCUCUAUUUCAUCCUCAUUUUUGGAAAAAGAUCACAUUUGUCCUGAAAGAUGAAGACAGUGUAUCAUGGACUAGAUGCCUGGCAAGCAAUUUCGAACUUAGUGUGCAAGAAGUUACAAUCAUCUGUGAUAUAUCAAAUUAUUGUGCGAAAGAAACGUUAGCCCUCUUGAAAAAGCUAAGAUAUAAUAGGCAACUUCGUAAAUUGUUUUUGGAACCUGUCACUAGUACAUUCGAAUAUGAAGAUAGUACAAAAUGCACUAAAGCAUUGAUUUCUUCCCUUAUAAGCAUUAUAAAGAAAUCCGAUUGUUUAGAAGCUCUAAGUCUGGGAUGCAUAGAAGAUUUAAUAGGAAAUGCCAGACAAAUUGUGGUACAUUUGCGUAACUACCAGGCAAAGCAUUUGAAAACUCUUGCUUUGGCAUCUGUUAAGGAUGAUCCUGAUGAUUUUAACAUUUUCAAUGCUGGUUAUGGACAUCUGUUCGAUUCAUUUGCUAGAUUAUCUAUUUUAACAUUGGAUUAUGAGUUCCUAACCAAUUCUUUGCUAAAGGCAUUGGACAGUGGUACGAUGGAAAGGCUUGUAAUUCAUGUGCAUGGUUGGCAUUAUCAGUUUACGGGAACAGCUGACGGUAGUUGGCAAAGUUUUGUUCAAAAGAAUCCGAAAUGCGAGCUGCGACUAAAUCUUCUACAUUCUUAUGUUGGUAUUGAAAAAUUAGAUACAAAUAUACUUCGUCCUUCCAUGCCACUUACACAUUUAAAAGUACUAUUUUGUGAAAAUGUUAAUAUUAGAGCAUUGCAUCGAUUAUCCAGGUGGUAUUCGCUUACUUUAAAAUCUUUAAUAUGGAUUGAUUCAGUACAACCUGUAGCAAAAAGCAUACCAGCAACAUAUGACCCAAAUGAUCCUCAUAGCCCGGAUCCACUAGUAUUAGUUGCAUGGAAGUGUACCAAACUUGUGGAAAUUGUAUUCAUAGGCCACAAAUAUCAUCAAGAAAAUUUGUUGGCUAUUGCACGCCUACGCGGAGAUUCGCUUAAGUCGUUAGUAUUUGCACAAAGAUUCAUUUCAACUGAUGUUGAAUCUUGGCAUAAGGCUGAAGCUAUUACACAUGAAAUAAAAGAAAUAAUGGGGAGCCAGUGGAAACCAAUGAGCGAUGAAGAUUUACCUGCAGUUGUUAAAAAUCCUUUCGAAGGUGAUAGCAGGGAAGUUAUCAUGCCUUUGGUCCUCCAAGACCAAAAGUAAAUUUUUAUUUGCACCAAGGAAACAUUACUCCCCGAUACCAUACAUUACUAAUCGACAUCAUCAACAAUUUCUGGGCGGGCUACACUCUCAGAAGUAAAGUUAUAAAGUUAUAUCCUUUAUUUUUUUAUAAGAAUUGUUUUUACGAGAACUAUGGAUGUAACAUCAAAUGGUGGACAUGUGUAAAUUCGUAGUUUAAAAUCAGUAGUUGAUGGAUAUGUUGCCUAUCAGGUAAGGAUCACACAGUUCCAGUGUGUAAACAGCGAGGGUAAAAACGCACACAAGUUCUCCUUUAUAAUGAUUUUAUUAGUUCUUAUGAGGAUAUGAUAAGCUAUAGUUAAAAUAUGUCUUUCUUGAGUCCGUGAUGAGGUACCUAAAUUAAGUACGUAUCACCCCCUAUUUUUGUUUAUCGAAACGAAUAUCAAAGUAUUUCGUUGAUUUUUCUUACGAAAAAUCAUUUGUGGUGCAAUGACGUUUUAUUGCUAACAGUGGUGAUCCCAAAACGAUCAAAAUAAGAGAGAUAAUAACAAUUAGUGAUCGUUCCUCUCAUCGAUGAAUAUUAGUGAGAAAAAAAGCAUAUGUAAUAUACGAGUGUAAUAAUAUCCUUGAUAGAUAUUAAGAAUGAAAGCAUUACAAGACGAUCAAGGUCUCACCUAAACGGACCUUCGAUGUGACGUAUACCUGUUGAUAUCACGGGAAAAUAAUUUCGAAUAUGUGUGAAGGGGAAUACUACCAAUUAAAAUCAACGCGAAACAAGAAGAACAAGAUUAGAUGAGAGAAAGAACCGAUCUCACGAUGUUCCACUGGAAAGCGUAACGAAAUUCCAAAUGUAUGUAAGUAGAAAUAUGUUAACAAAUAUUUUUCCAAUUCUAUGGGAAAUUUAGAUCGAAGCGAGCGCCAAGAGCAUGCAGUGUAAGAAAAAGUAACUAAAUGAAAAAAAAUUAAAAUAUGUUGGACUUCGUAAAAAGAGAGUUUGCGAUUGAGUUGCGAUAAAACAAAAGAUGCACUCAGAAGUAUAAGAAGUCGAACAGCGAUCCGAGGUUAUUUUUAAUACCAAAACCAAUCGGACGCUCUUGUACAAAUAUUAAAUGAAUGUGUGCCGAGAAGAGUGCGGUUGAUUUGGUGGUACAAACAGUUAGACAUACAGCAAACACACAAUUUUUGUGUGUCGCUUCAGUAAAAAAAAAAAGAAAGAAAGAAAGAGAAUAUCGAUGAUAUUAAUGAAGAACUGUGCGACCUCCAAGUACCGUCUUUUCACCGUGCUCUUAGCGACCGCUGAAAACGAACACAAUUAUAGGUUUAUCUAUAAAAAACAAAUCAGAGGAAUUAGCUGCUAAUUGUGUAUGUGUAUAUGUAUGUAUAUCUGUAUUAUCUAUCGAACUUUAAACGUUAACAUUCAGAUGCCACAUGCAUCUAUUUCUGUCGUGCGAUUAAUAAUGACGAUUUCGAAGAUUUAAAAGAAACAUGAAAAUGAAAGAAAACGAUUCACAAACACAAAGAAUAAUACCAAAAUAGCACUCUUAUACAGUUUAUUAUUCUGAAAGGUUAUUUACUUUUUUCGAGUCCUUGUAUAAUUAUUAUAUCGUCGUGUACUUGUAGUCACGUGUACUAUUGCUUUUUAUAUGUGGUUCUGUACAUAUACAUCCAUGCGUUUAAAAUAUUGGACACGCGCAGAAAUCGCGGAGUUGCGCCCGAAUUUAAUGCAAGGAAAAAAAAGGAAAGUAAGAAAGAAGAAUGAGAUAAAGGGAAAAGCAAUAUAUAACGGAUUAUCUGAGAGAAAGAGAAAAGGACAAAAAUGAAUCGAUUGAGAGCUAGGCACAAAUAAUGAGAAAACUAUUUCUUUAAACAAUUUAAAACUGUUAUACAAAAUGAACGGGCCUUAACCCUCGAACUCGCGAACGGCGGUAGCUAGAUAAAUUCUGAUCCAUGCAAUUCAGUUACAUUAUUAUUAUUAUUAUUAUUAUUAUUGUUGUUGUUGUUGUUGUUGUUGUUGUUGUUAGUAGUAGUAGUAUUAGUAUUAGUAUUAUUAUUAUUUUUUUUUUCUAUACAAACAAAACAGCUAGAUCUUACCAUUUGUGUUUCCAAAUUAAAAGAAAACUCAAGAAAUGAUUGACUAUAAUAAUAAAUAUAAUAAUUAUGAUAAAAUUAUAGUAAAUUAUAACUAAAGAAAAUAGAUUAUGAAAGUAUCUUGUAGCACACCAUUUCACUACGAAGCAAAUGGAGUUAACGUUAAGUCAAGUUAACGAGUGUUUGUUUACUCUUUUCACUAUUUUGUUUUAUCAUUACAAAGUAAAUAUUUGAUGCUCGAGUCAGGAAUGAUCUAGCAACCGCCAAGCGAGGGUUAACAUGUAUCGCAUGUACCUGAGUCGCGGUAAGGAUAAAUCUGCCGAAAAAAAUUUGACACGCGACAGCCAUCACUGAAGAAUAUUAGUUACCUUAAUGGACAUUUUUCGGCGAUUUGUUGGAACACCUACUUGUUUCUCGCCAAAAAAUGACUGACAAGUUAAGGUAUAACUCAUGCCCUUUCAUUUCGUAUUCCAUGCGCGUGUAUUUUUUGAAGUCAGCAAAUUUUUACAAAACGGUGAAUCGACGGUUAUUCAUUAUCUAUAUAUAGAAAAAACAUUCUCGCGAACUCAUUGUUCGCCGACCAUUGACGUUGUGCGGACGGGCCAGAUGUUAUUUACAACGUCUUUUUUCUCUUUUCUUUUUUUAUUCCUCGUAUAUAUAUUUUUGUCGUUUUUAUUACUAUUACUAUUAUUAUUAUUAAUAUUAUUUUCUUUUUGUUUUUUAAUCAAACGAAGUCCCGCAUAAGCAGUAUAUACUCGCGGGCGCGGUGCCCGACGUGUGAGUCGAGAGAGAGAGAGAGAGAGAGAGCGAGAGAGAACAGUGUGAAAGAACAUAUGACGUUGUGAAAAUAAUGAUAACGUAUGAAAGAGAACGAAAUUUAAACGAGAAAAGAUGAGAUAUGCGUUCGGAUGUAAGAACGAAAGUUAUCCAAAUGAGUAAAAAUAGCAAGCAAACAAACAAACGUCAGGUGAUACGUAGUACCAUCUCUGCGAAUCCUGUGUACAAAGUCAUAUAGAAGAAGAAGACAAUUCGGUAUUCGUGCGGUCGCUUAACCAAAUGGACACAACCCAACUAUACGCAUAUAUAUCGAUAUAAACGCGAAUGACAAACCAAGCAUAAGACUGAACCUACUGGGAAAGGUAUAACCACAGUUAGGCGGUCCGCACGUCUAGCCAACGUCCGACCUCAUAUUCAUAAAACAAGGACGAUCCCGACUAAACGGAAAGCAUCGUUCGCGAGUCGCGUUGGAACGAAUUUGUUCACAUCGAUUUUACCUAUUGUCGAUAACGCUUGUCUCGAUGAUUGUUGCUCGUCUUUCCUUUCUUAGGUCUCUUAGCUUUCCGUCUUAGCUCGUGGCCCUCGUCGAUUCGCCCCCUGAUUGACUCACGCGGACAUCAAUUUAUGAAUAUGCGAGUCGUUAAGAAAAAUAAUUAAAAAGUAAAAAAAAGAAACAAAGGGGUGGUGCAUCAGCUAGUGUUUAGAUCGGAUAAGCGCCUCAUUGAAGAGAAAGAGAGAGAGAAAGAAAUAACGAAAGCUCACUCGAGGAUGGUUCUCGUAGCCGAUAAAUACUAACCUAUAAGACAGCCUGCCAAGAAUCAAAAUACUGUAAAAUAUCAAACGAACGCUAGCCAGUACAGAAUGCUAAGAUCUAUUUUUUAAGAAGCGAAUGUAUAUUUUUGUACUAAGGCAGGCCUUAGUGUGAAUCGUGUAUUCUUGCGCGUAAUGGCAAGACGAGAGCUGUGAUCAUAAUAUCAUUUUGGCUUAGCGAGAGAACAUACAAAGACAAAAAAAUUGAAGGGGAAAAUAAAAGAGGAAUACGAGAAGAAAAUAACAGAAGUAACGCGACGAUUACGCGUUCACGGAAAAAGCAUAAAGAAAGAGAUAAUGAGGCGAAUGUUCUCCUGCUAGCGUUAUUACCAAGUGGGCUAUAGAUACAAAAGGGGUGGCGAUAAAUCGAGAACAAAACAUCUGUGAUAAAACAUAAAAUCUUAGAAAGGGUGCUCGAGAGAAAGAGAGAGAGAGAGAGAGAGAGAAAAGGUGGCGAAAGAGAGGAAAUGAGAAAAAACAAGCGCGCGUUAAAUGAUAUAAUAAGAAAACCUAAAAUAGGAAAAAGCGUUAAAACAAAAUGCAACACAAUAGGGGGGAAUAAUAUAGGUAAACGACGGAACCCUACGUGUAUUAGGGAAAUGAUACGCAAGACAUGCAAUUCCUACAAAAGAAAAACAAAAUGUGUAUAGAAGUGCUUUUAGAAGAUCUAUUGUGCGAAAAUAAUAAUAUUCGUCGUGCGUAUGACUAAUCGACAGAUGGAGACUGUCUUUCGACGAGAUAGCCCGGUCUAACUAUUGUAGUGGUUACCGUCUUGUCGUAUCCUUGUUUAAGGAGCGAACGCAUUCGAUCGUCAUGUGGGUUUCGAUGAACGCUCGCGCUAUUAUCUCAACGAGAAACAUUCGACCGAUGGGAAAAACUAAUGAAGGGUUCUUGAUGUUUGCGAUUCUUCGAGUAAUAAGGAAAGCCAUACCAUACUAAACUAUAUAGAACGUUACUUAAGCGAACCAGACAUUCCACGCUACUGUCGGUUAUAUAGUAUCGCAACGCUGUAGUAUAUAUACAUAUAUAUACAUAUGUAUAGUUAAUUUAGUACUAUGAUUAAUUUCAAGCAAAGAAUAGUCGUUGUUGCGUUGAUUCUGUAAAAAGAUCUAAUGAUCUGUCCGCAGUCGACGUACACAUAUAUACGUGUAUUUCCAUCAAUUGUAUUCGAAGCUACGCAAAGAUCGUGGAACUAUACCAAGAACUAAAACAAACCCGCCUUCAUCAUGCCCACAUGAUAACAUAAAAUCAGGACGUCGUACACCACGAGUAGUAUUAUAAGUUCCUAAAGAAAAGAAAAAAAAAAAUAUUUUACACUGCUUAAGUACGAUAGAACGAAGCCGGCAUUACGAAUAACUCAUCUCGCACGAACAAGGUGUUCAAGGCAUUCGGUUCGAUGUAUGUAGUUCGUUAGAUGAUUCGUUCUGUUUUAUGGGAUUGUAAAACGCUUUUCAAACACAGCACCAGUAAUGUUUUUCUUUUCUUGUCUUUUUUUAUAUAUACAUGUAUAUAUAUAUAUCUAUCUCUCUAUCUAUCUAUAUAAUAUAUACAUAUAUGGAUAUAUAUGAAUAUCUAUAAUAUAUAUAUAGGUAUAUAGAUAUAUAGAUAUAUAUUAUAUAUAAUUUACAAGUACGUGUAUAAUCCAUUCCAAUCGAACGAGGCGGGCGUUAUGGAACGUAACGGUAAAAAUGUAAAAAUUGGAAAGGAUGGUUCCGCAUUGGACGAAGAAACUAAACAGGAUAAAACUUUCGCGAAAGGCAAGGAAAUAUUAUAGUAUGUGUGUAAAUGGUAUCGUUCAAACGUCGUGUAUAUAUAUAUAUAUACACACACAUAUAUAUAGAUAAACAAUGAACGACACAUAUAGACCGAUAAACUCGAUAGAUAACAUGAAAAACGCGGGUUAAUAAUUUUACGUAACGUUACUAUAUAUAUAUAUAUUCUCGGUUAUUUUAUUACCGCCGUCUAUUUCACUAUAAAAGUUGAAUCGUCUUGAGGUUUGUUCGAGAAUCCGCACUGUGCAAUAACCGACAUAGACGACAAGGAGAGAGAAACGAUAUUCCGUAACUCCUCAUUCGAUACGUAACAAGUGCUUAGAAGGAUAUUUACCAAAACGCAGUGUUAGAUAUUUGUAUAUAAGUUAAUAAGGGCUGAGGUAAUAAAACGCGAGCAAGCUAUUUUUUAUCGUUGGAUCGCGAGAUAAGGCGGAACGAACUCCGCCGAUAAAGUAUCUUCCAUGAGAAUAAAAGAAGAGAGAAACAUUUGCGAAGUAAAAAAAUUAAGAAAUUAGAAAACAAACAAACAUGACUGGGCCCAAAAUAAACGUCGCCGUGUUAUAUUUGUUCGUGAAUUAAUUGAAGUCCUAGCUCUAUAGACGCAUGUAUAUGUACCAAAAAGAAAAGAAAAAAUUUGUAAGAAAGAAGGAAAGAGAAAAAGAAAAACACAUACGAUGUGAUUAAGGAUUUUUAAUCACGGUUAUUGUGUUUACUAAAUUGGGAUUUCGAAACUGGAUAAUGUUAAGCUCUGUCUGCACUGAAGCAAGAAAGAGGAACUCUUUUUCGUCCUUUGUUAUUGCGUGUUGCAAAAUAUUUUCAACGAACAGCAACAUUACAAAAAUAUUUUGUUCACACUGAAGCGAUAUUCGACAACAAGCAGCGACUUUCCCAAGAGACAAAAACAGUAAUAUAAAAUUCACCGUUGUCGCUUCAGUGGAGACAGGGCUUUAUAUGACGCGUCUCACGCCGAACAACGAUCACCCUGAUGCCGGAUCGUUCAAAUUCGAUUUAGUUUCUACGUUUUGCAAUGUGUCGGGUCAUUCUCCCCGUCGAUAAUAGUCGAGAAAGUACGAAACUCAAAACCGUUGUAGCAUUUUAUCAGUUACAAUUAACAAUAUCCCGUGCACUAAAAUACUUACAAGAAUGCACAUGAAAGACCGUUAGCCGAUGGGAUAACGUUAUCUUGACGCGUUUGACACGUUAUUAACCGCGUAACGCUCGAAAAAUUUUUCAGCGGAGUAUAGAAUUAUCGCUUCGCGUCGUAUGAACAUAUUUCCCUGGCUCUUGAUGCCAUAGCGCCUUCGGAAUUCACCGCUCGCUGAUGUUUUAUUCCGAGAAAAAAAAGAAACGCUCGAGAUCGUUUCGUAUUGAUGAUCCAAAUAUACUUUUCAACGUAAAACAGUGCUCAAUCGGUUUCGUUCUCAUCGAAGCGAGCUUGCAUCGGUGUCGCGUCAGCGUUCCAUAUUUAACGAGACAAAAUAAUGUAUAGUUUAGUAGUGCGUUACGAGAUAGCGUUUAGUUUAAUCUCUCUGUUGAGAUAUAGAUCGAUUCUUUCGUGCAAUAUCGCGUCUAUAUACAAAUUUGCAUUUUCAAUUAUAUUCAGGGAUUUGAUCUAUUUUUCGUCCGGUUAAUACUUAACCUAUUAAGGACCAAAGUUGGGUUAACGUAAUGUUUUAUAUUUAUAAUUUCUAUUUAAGCAAUUCAUAUUAUUAAAUUUCAUCCAAUGCACAUUGCAAUUAUAAAAAGAAGUUUCACGAAUUUGCUCGAUAUAUUUUUCGUUGCCAUUUUUUCUUCCAUAUAUAUAUAUACACGUAAAUCCUAUAAUUUUGUAAGAUUUAAGGAAAGUAAAGUGUUUUAUAUUACUAUAUGAUAAAUUAUUUUGUUUAAAUUAUAGAAAAUCCCUUGGUGGGGAGAAUAAUUUACCUUAUUUGUGCUUUAUAAUAAUGUUGGUUUACACAAUUUCAACACAUUAUUUUUCUACUUGGUUCUUAAUCGGUUAAUUUCACUACGUUCCGCAGGGGGCAUGUCCAUAGGAAUAUCGCUUCUAUUGCGUACUUCGGGUGUAAGUCUAUCUAAUUCUUCCUUAUAAGGACGCGUUUAACGGCGUAUAUUGUACGAUUCCAUUGCGGUUAAUAGUUUAAUCGGUUUCGCCGCGGUUUUUUAACAGUGCAAUGUACGCGUGCUACACGUCCACCGCGUGCGAGUUAAAGUGUUAAAUCGGACAUUCUCUUCGCGUGAUUUCAGACAAAGGGAGAGAUAGACCGAAAAAACACGAUGGUUACCAUGUUGAAUGCCACGGAUAAUAUCGUGGCCUCUGUCACACUUUUUUAGUCGUCGUAGGCACAACGUGUUUCGAACCCAUUUAGUGCACUUGGAAGUUUCUCACGUAGAAUUCGAUACACUAUUGUAAAAGAAAAAAAACUACGUAUAACUUUGUAAAUGUUCUCUCCAAAUAUGUUCAACAAAAAAAAAAAAAGAAAGAAAAAUGAAGUUGAAUAUAUACAUAUACCUCGAGCGAAGAAUUCGUUCUUCGGUCGAGCAUUGAUUUUUUCGUAAUCUCGGUGUUUCAGAGGUUAAUGUUUAUACAUAGUAACGACAUAUAUGUGUGUAGUUGAAUAACGUUUCGAUCGAGUUAAAACAGUAACUCGUAAAGUGCGUAAAAACAGUGACUCGAUGUUGUAUCGCGUUAGAAAGAUGAAUGCAACGGUGUUUGGAUUUGCUGUUUUCGAGACUGAACGUGCGAUAUCUAAACGCGUCAAGCGAGCCCUGUCUAGUGCACCUGUUCCAUUAUUUUCUUCCGCGUUGUUGAUGACAUUCUCCAAUCUCAAGUCAUUGAUUUCUAACACGUAUUUCGACGGUUCUUAUGUUUUCAAGAUAUCUCGGAAGAAAGAGCAUGACACGCGUAAUGCAAUACCACACGCUUAUUUCUUCUUUGGUAUUUCAACUUUAUAUUCGAAUUAUUCGUUUCCCUUUUAUUUUCCAAGUACAGUAGGAUCCCCUAUAACACGAAAGAUACGUUCUGUAUUAUAUGAGACUCAAAGCGUAAAAGGUUAAAAUUAAAUAAAAAGUUUUUUGUUUAAUAUAAUAGAAGAUAAUAUGUAUUUUAGUUUAUUUUGAAACAGUAAAGUUUUCUUCAUUAUAUGUAUGGAACGUAACUUAAAAUAAAAGUGUAGGUGAAGUUAAAAUUUUAUCACUUUCAGAAUCACUUAAAAUUAAUUUCGACAUCGCUUUUUGAAUAUUAGUAAUUUUUUCGUCGAUUAAAUUUUUUUUAGUGUCAGGAUUUGUAUUUUUUUUAUUGUAAACGUUUUUUCUGGUACUCUUUCCUUAAAAAGUAUUUCAUUUUGUUUUCAUUCUUAUUUUCUAAGUUAUGUUAUACAAGGGCAGUAGCAAUUUUUUUAUCACUUUAUAUGGUAUCCUACUGUUUUUGGUUCUCCUAACGAAUCUUUCUUUCAUGAUAUCGAUUCAACAUCGAAUUUAGGUAACGUUUAAAGAAUUCGUAGAGUGUAUCAACGUGUGAUUCGCGGAAAUAAAUCAAAUGUAACGCGAACAACUUUAUUUUUUGCUGACGCGGUAAAAAUCCAAUGAAGGUUUAAACAGGGGCAAGGGUGGGAGGAAGAAAAUCAAAGAAAGUCUCCUUUUACUGUUACUUGCGAUUCGUCGCGAAAUGUUGUCUAAAAAGGAACCAAUCUCCAUGUAAUAUGUAUCUCUACGUAUUAAUAUAUAUAUAUAUAUAUAUACUUAUAAUCGCUAUUGUUUUUCUUUUUCCAAGCUAUUUUAUUUGAUGAUACGAAGCUGGCAAAGAAAAUGUGUAUGUGUGCGUGUGUGUGUGUGAACGAUGCUUACGAGACGCUUCUUUCGAGUCCUCAAGGUCGUUGCUUGAAUUUAACUCGGCAAAUCGAUUACAAAACCGACUUUGCGUUUACGCUCGUGUUUUCCGUGUGUAAUCGAAACUCGUAGCGCCGCGAACGAGUGGUAUCGUAAACAUCGGUGUGUCUCUAUUAUUAAAGUCGUCUAGUAUUUAUUAAACGACGUUUCUAAAAUCCGGAUAAGAAGAGAAGGAAACUUGUUGUAUAUCGGAUUAAAAAUGAAAAUGAAACGGAGUUCCAUUACUUUUUUCUUAAUACUUUUUUCUAUUCAUUGAACAACAGAUGUUAUUUACGCUUCAUACAGUUGAACUCUCGCUGCCGAGCGUCCAGUGUUCAACCUAAGCUCAUGUCACGAAUUCGACUUUUAAAGUAAACCAUGAAGAGGGUAUUUAAUUUCCAAUAUCUUCUCAAUAGAAUGCGGAUUUUCAUGGAAGUUUAUGAAAAAUUAAAAUAAUAGAUGUUUGAUAGAAAUUUGUUUCGCUCAUUAAAUAUUAAAUAUGACGAUUAACUAUAAUUUGAAUGCCUUAUGUAUUUUUACGUAUUACAUGAAUUCUAUGCAUUUUGAUAUCUCCAAGCUUUCUAUGAGUGCACAAACAUCCGCAAUCUACUUUUCAGUAUGUAAUUAUUUUUUGUAAUCGAAAAAAUAUUACAAAAUAUGUCAAACAAUACUCAGGGUGCUGUAUCGUAGCGAGAGAUUCGAUUCUUAUGGCGUUAUAAUAUGUAAGGUACAAAACGAUUGGACGUGUCUCGAUGCAGGAGACAUUAUUGUAUUCGCUGUCCAUAUCUGCCGAACGUCAAUGGGCGUUUACUGCACGCGCCGAUCGGCUCGAAAUUCUUGCCUCCUGCGAACCGUUACGAGAACGCGCAUUUCGGCACCGAGAGAGUCUAUACACCUAAUGGAACGCCGUGGAAAGUGAAUCAAUACGAAUAGUGGAAGAUGCAAAAGAGCCAUGUAACUCGAAGUCGAUCUUAACACGUUAGCUGCCACGGUGGUCAUCGAUGACCCACGUUUUACUAAACUUUUUAGAAUGAUUAAGAUAAGAUAAGUUUCAUGGAUUUUCAGCAAAGUUUCAGCAAAUUUUCAACAAUGUGAAUGGUUUAGAUAACAUUAUCAGAAAAAGGUACACAAUUACAAUGUAUGUAACAUUUUUAAAAACUUGAAUGUUAUGGUUAGACCGGAUUUUUAUGCAAAUUUAUAUUUUUGAGAAUAGAAUUAAAAAAGUAAAACCUCGGUAGAAAAUUGUUUUACCUACAAAGUAUUACAAAAAACACUAUACUUUGGAUAUUUUAUAUAUUUUUUCAUGUUAUGUACAUUUUGUGCAGUUUUUAACUUUCAAAUUUCUUAUAGGUAAACGCAUAAAAAUUCACAAUUAUAUUUUCUAUGUAUAGGUAUAAUUAUGGUGUGUUGCAGCUCUCAACUUAAAAUAUAAUAUAGAAUUCGCAUGGUAGUCAACGUGUUAAUCCAGUCAACAAAGCAUUUUUAAUGGAUAGUGUAUUGAACUCAUUAUUCGUGAGACACGAGUUACAUAGAUAGGGAGAGGAUUUUUCAUUGCAACAUUUUGAUGUUGAUAUCGUAUAAACGUUGCAAAAUGAAGUUCGCUGUCCUCGACCUUUCGCGGUCCUACUUCUCUGUUUUUUGCACGUGAAAAACUCGUUUCCGCUGUAGUUCACAUGGCAAUGUGGGAAACAGAAAAAGGAAAACAAGACGAAAACCCAUCGUGCCUCACGGUUACCUUACGAGCGUAAUAUAGAAGGAAAGUGUAUAGGAUAGGCACGCUUGUUUGGAGCAAUUAAUACCCAGGUACAUGUAUUCCGACUAUCGAUGUGUAUAUAUAUAUGUAGCCGCGGAACGUUCGCGAAGCCGACUAUACAUUCGUCGGUAUUCAACGUGGUACCUGAUUUUGUAACAUUCUCUUCUUCGUGCGAUCAACUUAGUGGCAAAGUAGGCGGAAUUAUUAUUGGACAACGGAAAAGUCGACACACAUCUCGACAUGUAUACAGUAGCUUACCAUAUUUGAACAUUUAGUAUGGAAAACUUUUAUGUACAUGCUAUAUCUGUUACAUAAAACAUUUUCAAAUUUCAUUAUCACUGAUAUCAUAAUGAAACACGGCUGUCAUGAUUGUAUUGGUAAAAUUAUUGAAAUCAAUCUGAAAAUGUAUAUAGAAGUUACAAAAUAUCCAUUAAUUUAGAAUAAUUUAAAUAAUACAUUAAAUAAUACCAAAAUAAUACUGAAAUUGGUUGUUUAAAUACCUUGUGACCUUUACGAAAUAUGUAUAUACUUAUAGGUUUUAUGUACAUUUUCAGAUUUGUUUUAUGCUUUACCAAUAUAGUCAUGAUCAUCGGACCUCAUUACAGUAAUGAAAUUUCAGAAUACUUCAUACAUACAUAAUGUAUUCAUAAAAGGUUUCUAAAAGUGAACUAUUAUAAGCAUAUACAUAUUAUAUUAUAUGUAGAGAUACCCGCACACGAACUACAUAUAUGUAGAUAUCACACACACACACACACACACACACACACACACACACACACACACACACACACACACACACACGUACGCGCAUAUGUGUUCACCAUAUUAUCCGUUUUUCCAUUUUCGUAUUCCGGUAAAACCACUUCAAAGAUGCAUACGAAUUAGGGAAGCCGGGCAAUAAACAAAUAUCGAAAUAUCAACUGUAUAAAUAUAAAUUUAUAUGUAUAUCUUUACUUGAGAAAUAUUUUCUUUUUGAAGAAAAUUUUUUUAGAUAUUCAACAUUUUUUAUAAUAUCGUUAAAAUAGUGAAAGAUACCGAUUUUUGUCGAAUUCUCCGCUUGCCCGUAUGUCUGUUCCACUCCUGUUGAGCGACAUAGAAUGAUGAUAAAGUAAUUUGCAUACGGUACGUUCCUUUUUGAAAAUACGUACUUUUAUUCCUCGAUUCGUUUUGUAAUCUGUUGCAGCGAAGUAUGUGUAUUUGUAAAUACUCGUGUAUUGCGCCUGUUGUCCUUCCGAUCAAGCUACAACGCCAACUUUUCCUAUCAUUCGUGACAGAAGAGUUUCCAUCUUCGUGUUCCUGAAAGUGUACCUUUCUUGUACUGAAAAGGUAUAUUUCGAGGAGAAGAACCGGAACUGAUCGUUGGAACAUUUGUCACGAACGAUUUGAGAAUCGAUCAUUCGUAACACAGCUGUAAUUGUCCACGAUCAUUAACGACUGCCCAUUUCUGUUGUUCCUCAUCUUUUUCUUUCGUACGUGGACUACAUAACCUCCGAACAAGCAUUUGUAACAUACAAAACUGUUAAUAUCGUCGCGUAAAAGAAAAGAAAAGAAACAAAUAUCAGUAUUCUUUCAACUUCAACAUCCCGUAGAAUUGUACGCCGGUCUAUGAUUUAUACACUACUUCUUUGAUUAUAGAAAUCAAAUGUUUUCGCAAGUAUCAAUCAAUUUUUAAAAAUGUAUCGAUCGAUUAAUAAAUUGUGCAUGGCAUAAAGUGA
Bombus pascuorum is the source of this 14429-nucleotide messenger RNA. RefSeq names its product F-box only protein 33. Gene Ontology annotation, cellular component: SCF ubiquitin ligase complex. The record is from RefSeq and is a predicted model, not a curated record. Bases 154 to 1674 code for a protein of 506 amino acids. Gene Ontology annotation, biological process: positive regulation of protein ubiquitination; SCF-dependent proteasomal ubiquitin-dependent protein catabolic process. Gene Ontology annotation, molecular function: protein binding. NCBI's taxonomy places the organism in Eukaryota, Metazoa, Arthropoda, Insecta, Hymenoptera, Apidae. The transcript has 6 exons.